AGAAUGAACCAUAGUAUACCAAACCGGGGAACCGAAAAUCGCUGCUCAGUCCAACAUGAUUCUUAGUCAAAAUGAUGGCAUAACCGUUCGAGUUAUGAAGGAGGACGACUAUCCAAGAGUGAAAACCUUCAUGACGGACUACUUUCACUACGACGAGCCCAUGGGAAUGGGCCUCGAGGAGCCCAUUCACCUGCAGCACGAGGAGGAAGUGGAUAGGCAAUACCUGGCGGUGAUCAGACAGGGACUGUCCAUAGUGGCGCUGGACGAUAACAACGGGGGACUACUGGUUGGCAUUGCCGUGGCGGAGACGAUGGAUCCCAUCGAAAUGGCCAAGCAGCACAAGGAAGCCGAGGAAAUGGAGCCAAAUGCAUUGGGUCGCAACAAGAAGUUGAUAGCCAAAGUGGAGCGCGAAGCCAAUAUAUUCGAACGAUACGGAGUCUCCUCCUACUUGAGUCUACUGGCCAUCUCCGUUCACCCAUCUAUGAGGCAAAGAGGUAUCUUGGUCAUACUUUCCCGGUGCCUUUUUACUUUGGGUCGCUCUCGGGGACACACUCUGUUCAUCACCAGCGGCACCAAUCACUACUCCUCCCGGUCGGCGAUGAAAGCGGGAUGUGAGUGCAUCCAUGCACUGGCCUAUGCUGACUACAAGGACGAACAGGGUCGACCUAUAUAUAAUCCACCAGCACCACAUACCCACAUCCGGAUAUUGGCCUCAAAAAUGUAAAAAUUAAAUAAAUUUAUUAAUUAAAGAAA
Molecule: messenger RNA, 753 nt
Organism: Drosophila simulans
Lineage: Eukaryota; Metazoa; Arthropoda; Insecta; Diptera; Drosophilidae
Gene: AANATL6
Product: arylalkylamine N-acetyltransferase-like 2
Exons: 1
Coding region: 56-724 (222 amino acids)
Molecular function (GO): N-acetyltransferase activity
Source: RefSeq, a predicted model, not a curated record